AUGAGAGAACUUGUAAAUACUGAAGAUAUGAAAUUUCGAUAUCUUUCUCUGCCUUCUGAAGAAAGUAAGAAAAUCAUUGAGUUAGCUGAAUCAAAACGUCAAGAGAUCAUCAAAUCAGAAAAAUAUCUUUCAGGAGCAAAAAAUUAUAAACACCAUUUAGAUGCAUUUUAUACAAGUCGCCCACUUAAUAAAUUAAUUGAGCAGGCAAAUUUACAAAACAAAUUGAGUCAACAAUCUACUAUAUCAAUAGAUUAUGAUGAUGAUUCAUCAAGUAAAAAAAUUCAACCAAAUUCUUUAAUUGGAUGUAAUUUAGAAAGUGAUGCUUCAGUAUUUAUGCCAAUGCAUAAUAUAAAUGAUAAUGGCAGUGAUGUUAAUUAUGUUAGGAAUUUUAAUGGUGACAAUGAUGUUGGGAGUUGUAGUGGCGGUGGAGGCAUUAUUACUGGUAGUGAAUCUACAGGCCUUGCUCAAAUAAAUUCCAAACAAAGAAAUCUUUACAGAUGA
Entrophospora candida is the source of this 501-nucleotide messenger RNA. The record is from the annotation of a GenBank genome assembly. NCBI's taxonomy places the organism in Eukaryota, Fungi, Glomeromycota, Glomeromycetes, Entrophosporales, Entrophosporaceae.